Molecule: messenger RNA, 2342 nt
Organism: Oldenlandia corymbosa var. corymbosa
Lineage: Eukaryota; Viridiplantae; Streptophyta; Magnoliopsida; Gentianales; Rubiaceae
Source: the annotation of a GenBank genome assembly
UGCCUUUCCCCGCCACCGCCUACAACCACCAAGUUCUUCUCCCUCACGGCGAGCGCGGCCAGCUUUCGACAGCUGACUGUAUAACCGGAACUGUUUCAAAACUUCAUAAGUUAACUGAAGAAUUUUGCUGCAAUAUUAUAACUGAUGGCUGGUUCGGAAAAGACUAAGAAAGGCAACAGUGGUAAUUUGCCGAUACUUCCAUGGAUGAGAAAACCGAUAGACAUCAGCACUAUCGAUGAAUGCCCUCUUAAUCUCAUUCCUUUCAUUGAUUCAAGAUUGGAAGAGGCUUUACGGAAAAUGGGUAUGACUUCGCUCUUUCCUGUGCAAGUUGCAGUUUGGCAAGAGACUAUUGGUCCUGGUUCUUUCGAGCGAGACCUUUGCAUAAAUUCACCUACAGGGAGUGGGAAAACUCUAGCUUAUGCUCUGCCAAUCGUGCAAAAAUUAUCGACUCGUGCUGUGAAAUGCCUCCGUGCCUUGGUUGUGUUGCCUACUAUUGACUUAGCUGUUCAGGUCAAGGAGGUGUUUGCUUCUCUUGCACCUGCUGUUGGUCUCUCUGUGGGUUUAGCUGUUGGUCAAUCUUCUAUUGCUGAUGAAGUUUCACAGCUCAUUCAUAAACCAAUGCUUGGAGCUGGAGUCUGUUAUGAUAGUGACUUUUCACAGCAAUUACAAAGUUCUGUGGAUAUACUGGUGGCUACUCCAGGAAGGCUGAUGGAUCACAUUAGCAACACCAAGGGUUUCACACUAGAGCACCUUUGUUAUCUUGUGGUUGAUGAAACUGAUCGGUUACUUCAGGAAGCAUAUCAAUCUUUCCUGCCCACAGUCCUCCAAUUUGCCGAGGGUUCUAGUAAAACGUUCAUCCAGUUUAAUGGCAACUCUCCUCCAUUGUUUGGUCCACUAAAGACCAUUAGGAGAUCUGCCGUUGAAAGAGGCUUCAAGGGCAAAACAUCCCCAAGGCUGGUGAAAAUGGUUCUAUCUGCCACUUUAACUCAAGAUCCGAGCAAACUUUCCAAUCUUCAUUUGCAUCACCCUUUGUUUUUAACUACUGGGGAGAAUCGUUACCAACUCCCAAAGCAGUUAGAAUCCUUUAAACUGAUAUGUGAAUCCAAACUUAAACCUGUGUAUUUGGUGGCUCUCCUGCAAAGUCUGCAAGGGGAGAAGUGCAUUAUUUUUACAUCAUCAGUGGAGUCAACUCACCGUUUAUGCACACUACUUAAGUUCUUUAGCAACUUGGAAAUUGAAAUCAAAGAAUAUUCACGUCUUCAACGGCCGUCGAUUAGAAGUGCAACAUUAAAAGCAUUUCGAGCUGGGAAAGUCCGUGUGCUUGUUUCCUCCGAUGCAAUGACUCGUGGAAUGGAUGUUGAAGAAGUCAGAAAUGUCAUUAAUUAUGAUAUGCCUCCAUAUAUUAAGACUUAUAUCCAUCGAGCCGGUCGUACAGCCAGAGCAGGCCAAUCGGGACGUUGCUUCACACUGCUUCGAAAAGAUGAGGUUAAGCCAUUCAAGAAGCUAUUACAGAAAGCUGGCUAUGACUCUUGUCCAUUAUAUCACAUCCCUCCAGAAUCAGUGGAGUCACUCCGUUCUGUAUACACUUCAGCCUUGGAGAAACUAAAAGAGAGCGUUGCAUCAGAAACUCAUAGGAAGCGCAAGAGGAAAGCAUAGUUUUUCUUGAUGCUGCAACAAUAUUAACUCGAACGCAUCGCUGAAUCUCAUAACUAGAUUACUGCAUCCGGGACAAAGGUUGAAGGGAUUUGAGUUCAGUUUUGAUCUCUGUCAACUUUCUCAAAUAUCUGGUGGCUUUGCACAUCGAAGAGCGCAAAUACAAGUUGCAAAGCAUUCAUAAAUCAAGUCAAUGUGCAGGCUGAAUGCCUUGAUCCCUCAAUUUCCAUUGUAGACAUGUUUUCGUCGGAAGUCAGUCUCCAAAUGAUGAGGAUGAACAUCUCCAAAUUUUGUUAGAAUGCUGAAGGAUUUGGCAACAAAAAGAGCAUGUCAGAAGGGAUAAAUGUUGAGCUCAUUGCUUUUUGUUCUUCUCUCUUCUGCCUUGUGCUUAUAAUUCUUUUUUUCCCCUAAAAAAUCUUAAGUUUUAAUUAUUGUUUUUCCAUUGGGUAAAUAAAAUACUCCUAGUUAAGUUUAUAACACAUACUGACUAGAGCAUCCAAAUCCUUAUCACAUUUUUCACUUUUUUUUUUUAUAGUUUUAAAAUACAUUUUCAUCAUAUUAUUAGGCUUCUUAGUAAAGUUUAAAACAUUGUAGGCUUGUUUGGAUGUCCACUCAUUUUACAUUUUAACUCAUUUUACCUCUUAAACGCAAAUCAAUGGAAAAGAAAAUAUCAUCAAAACAACUUUCUG